Messenger RNA from Lolium rigidum, 861 nucleotides. RefSeq lists its product as uncharacterized. The transcript is spliced from 3 exons. The record is from RefSeq and is a predicted model, not a curated record. NCBI's taxonomy places the organism in Eukaryota, Viridiplantae, Streptophyta, Magnoliopsida, Poales, Poaceae. The coding region runs from base 1 to 861 and encodes 286 amino acids.
AUGGACGUCGAGCAAUCGAUCGAGGAAGAGAUGCUAGAUUUGUUCUUCUGUGGGACGACUAGUUCAAAGAAGUUCCUCGCUAUCACGAACAUUUGUUUCGACGAAGGUCUAUUUAGGAUGUCCCGUGAUUUGUUCAACCGCAUAGAUGAUGGUAUACUUGAGCAUGACUAUGAUGGUUAUUUUACGCAAAAAAGAAGUGCUUAUGGAGCUCUUGGGUUACAUCCUCUGCAAAAGAUGACCGCGGCAAUGCGGAUGCUAACAUAUGGAAUAGCUGCUGAUGGUGCUGAUGAGUACAUCUGGUCCGCUAAGGCUACUAAUUUAGAGUCUUUCAAGAAAUUUGUGAUCAAAGUUUGUGAAGUAUUUUGGGAAAGGUACCUGAGAUCUCCAAAUGAACAAUACAUUGCUAGGUUACUUGCAAUAGGGGAGGAAAGAGGAUUUUCUACCGAAGGUCAAACUCCUGCAGUGAAUUAUAGCAUCAAUGGCCAUCAGUACACAAUGGGGUAUUACCUUGCAGAUGGUAUCUAUCCACGGUGGGCAACAUUUGUGAAGAGCAUACCAGCUCCAGAUACAAGAAAGCAUAAAACUUUUGCGAAGAAGCAAGAGGCGUGCAGGAAAGAUGUGGAACGAGCCUUUGGAGUUAUGCAAUCCCGUUUUGCCAUUGUUCGUGGACCUGCUAAAGGAUGGAAACGUAAAGAAAUCGGUGAUGUCAUGAAAGCUUGUGUCAUAAUGCACAAUAUGAUAGUUGAAGAGGAGCGAGAAACUGGUCGACAAAACUGCUCUUAUGAGGCAAUGGGAGAAAGAGUCACAGUCUCUCGUACUCAUGCGGAACAACUGAGCUCUUUUAUUCAGAUGACUCACUAG